AUGAACAACAACCAGUCGAAUUUGACAAGUCUCCCUUCGUCAGCCUCCUCCUCCUCAGAAAUAAUGGAGGCGGAGUGCACUGUGAGGGAGCAAGAUCGGUUUAUGCCGAUUGCAAACGUGAUAAGAAUCAUGCGUAGAAUCUUGCCUCCUCACGCCAAAAUCUCGGACGAUGCAAAGGAAACCAUUCAGGAAUGCGUUUCGGAGUUUAUCAGCUUCAUCACGGGGGAGGCCAACGAGCGCUGCCAGCGCGAGCAGAGGAAGACCAUCACAGCUGAGGACGUUCUCUGGGCCAUGAGCAAGCUCGGCUUCGAUGACUACAUCGAGCCUCUCACACUCUUUCUCAACCGCCAUCGCGAUUGCGAGGGGGAACGCAGCUCGUCCGUUCGCGGAGGAGAUCCCUUUCUGUUCAAGCGGGUUGAUCCUAAUGCCUUGGCUGCAGCCGCUUUUGGACCAGUUUUCCAUUUGGCAGCCCAUCAUCAUCAUCCUCAUCCUCAUCCCGGAACAUCUUCCUUUUUUGGGGCUGCUGUCGGUCAUACCUACUUGAAGGAUUCUUCUGGGCCGGCCACGGGGCCCUCUCAGACCGGUCUUGAUCCUUAUAAUAACGCUCAUGCUGCUAACAACAAAUGA
Molecule: messenger RNA, 627 nt
Organism: Impatiens glandulifera
Lineage: Eukaryota; Viridiplantae; Streptophyta; Magnoliopsida; Ericales; Balsaminaceae
Product: nuclear transcription factor Y subunit B-1-like
Exons: 1
Coding region: 1-627 (208 amino acids)
Biological process (GO): regulation of transcription by RNA polymerase II
Cellular component (GO): nucleus; CCAAT-binding factor complex
Molecular function (GO): RNA polymerase II cis-regulatory region sequence-specific DNA binding; DNA-binding transcription activator activity, RNA polymerase II-specific; protein heterodimerization activity
Source: RefSeq, a predicted model, not a curated record